Cladophialophora psammophila CBS 110553 is the source of this 2394-nucleotide messenger RNA. RefSeq lists its product as uncharacterized. Gene Ontology annotation, biological process: DNA-templated transcription. Gene Ontology annotation, molecular function: zinc ion binding; DNA binding. Lineage: Eukaryota; Fungi; Ascomycota; Eurotiomycetes; Chaetothyriales; Herpotrichiellaceae. The record is from RefSeq and is a predicted model, not a curated record. The transcript has a single exon. Bases 1 to 2394 code for a protein of 797 amino acids.
AUGACCAUUGAGUCUUCGCGCCUCGAAGCAACAGGAGAAGCCGUGUCUCUACCACUCCACCCUCCACCACCAGAACCAAGCAGCGCGAUAACCGCUUUCUCUGAGACCAAUGCUCUGCCCCCAGCAGUACAACAUGUACAUCCCCGUGAUGAUGGCCAUGCGUCCACACUACGCUACAGAUCCAUUGAAGCUAGGUGGAAUCACCACACCUCGCCUACCAUUCGCGAAGACAAAGACCAAGACUACCAAGAAGAAGAGGCAGAAGCAGAGGACAGUCCUAUAUUCCACGGACCCUCCUCUGCCAUGCACGAACUCUCCAAUCACGGCGAUGGUACCCUUCCCGAGCAUUCAAACUUCAUCGGCUUCGGCCCAUACCACCGGCACUCCAUCUCGUCUCAAGAUUGCUUCUCUGGUUCGCACCUUACCGGUGCCGGCAGCGAACCUGGUUCUUCAUCUGGAGACUGUGAUAAUGAUCCACUCUCCCCUGAACUUCAAUCCAUCGUUUCUCAACUUGUCGCCCACGCCGCGCUGCAGAGACAUCGUGAGGUGGCCCAUCUGUACGAACGGCGCUUCGACUUCGACGGCCUCAAUCCCGAGAUGGCAAUCCACUUCUUCGACCUGCACUGGAACCGCCCUCAUCUCUCCUACCUUAUCACUUACCGCCCAGCGGUGAUGGACAGCCUCGCCAACAAUGGCCCCUACAUCAAUAAGCUUCUCCUUAACGCCAUAUAUUUCGCCUCUGCCACUUACAGCGAACGCAGUAUUGCAUUGCGGAGGGACAAAGACGAUCCGCAGACUGUAGCUGCACAAUUUCUUGAUAGAUUCAGAGAGUGUUUACAAGACGAGGGAAUCGAGACGCCAAGUGUACCCUCCAUUUGUGGAUUGAUCCUCAUGGGCACCGCUCUGGUGUCAAUUGGGAAGACUUCACAAGGAUGGGUAUACUGCGGGAUCGCAUACCGCAUGGUGAUUGAUCUCGGCUGCCACCUGGAGAAGUCAUCACGCAGCAGCAUCGGCAACAACAGCCAAUUAACAGCGCUAGAUAUCGAAAUCCGCAAGCGGGUGUUCUGGACCGCGUACGUGAACGAUAAAGUCCAGAGUCUUUAUUUGGGACGACCGUGCUGUUUACAGGUCUCCGAGAGCGAAGUCAGCAAGAGGCUUCUCGACACCUACGAGGAAACCGAGCCCUGGAAACCAUACAUCGACCCGCUCUAUGCCUCCAGCGCGACGUCAAAGCUCCUCGCAGAGUACGUCCCGCGACCAACGUAUGCGAUCAGCACGUUCAAGGCAGUUGUCGACCUCGCGGAGAUAGCGGAGAUGCUCAUAAGUUCGAUAUAUGCCGUCUCGUCACUUAAAAUGUCAGAAGAGGAGAGGGUGAGAGCGUUUAAGCGUAUCGGGGAGGCUUUGGAGAGAUGGGAAAGGAAGCUGCCGCCACAUCUUGCGGUGGAAGAAGAUCAUCCCGCUCCACCGCACCAACUCACUAUGCACACUACCUAUUAUGCGCUGAGGAUUCUCCUGCUGAGGCCGUUCUUCCCCGGAGGCCAUUUGUACCCUACUGAAAUCACUGUCGUCCCUUCUUCCGGCGCUACAUCCAUCUUUUCUGUGGCUAAUUCAACAAAAGCGCCGCAGACGCCCCAAUCUCCUGUGGACUUCUUCACUACCGCGCGGCUCGACUGCUACUCAGCAGCCCUCUCAAUUCGCUCGCUCGUCACUUCCUACCGUCGCGCCUUCACCCUGGGUCGAGCUCCCAUCCGCCUGUCUUAUUGCAUACUUAACGCAGUCAUGGUGUUCAUGCAGGAUGCCCAAAAGAAUGGGGACCCAAGUAGGAAUAUGAAGGAGAUUAGGGAUUGCUAUGAAGCGUUAAAAGAAACGACUCCAGCAAAUUUGGGCCUGAGGAAGCCCUUGAGGAUUAUGAAGGGCUUGGUACGCUAUUUGGGGCUUGAAAAAGACAGGACCCCAGAGCGGGUCCAACAAAUGAGCAUUGGAUUAGGCGGUGGGGAUCUGCAUGGGGAUAACGUGAAUGGGCAAUCAAACGCAGGAGGGAGCAACAAGCCGCGCUCGACAAGCAUCCUCUUCACCUCCCAUCCGGCACUCGGCGACAAUCCUACCUACCCUAUUCCGUCUCACUCAUACACCGGCCCAUUUGCAUAUCCAAAUCCCUGCAAAAUAAGUGAGGAAAUCAGACAACCGCCGGACAAUCCUCCACCAUUGUCACAGCCAAUGGACUCCCUCAGAACGGUCCAGGGGCCUAAUGGCGCAGGGUUCAAUGGGGCAGAGCACAAUGGAGACUGGAACAUGGAUUGGAGUUGGGAUACCGGGCUUGAUGGGUUUGGGUUGUAUGAUGAUGAUGAUUUGUUUGGGAUGUUUCAACUGGUUGCGAGUCAAGGUACCGGGUAG